Folsomia candida is the source of this 2822-nucleotide messenger RNA. RefSeq lists its product as uncharacterized. The transcript has 13 exons. Gene Ontology annotation, cellular component: nucleus; cytoplasm. Lineage: Eukaryota; Metazoa; Arthropoda; Collembola; Entomobryomorpha; Isotomidae. The record is from RefSeq and is a predicted model, not a curated record. The coding region runs from base 152 to 2626 and encodes 824 amino acids. Gene Ontology annotation, molecular function: calcium ion binding; protein serine/threonine phosphatase activity.
UGUUGUGGUUGUCAGUUUAUUUACACUUUAGCGAGUGAGUCAGAUUCACACAAUAUUUUUCAUUCCAGCUACGUGCGUCUUGGUUACCUUUUGUAUUUUUAGCUGGGAUCUAAAAGUUAAUAGUUGAAACAUAAAGCAAUAUGCAGCCUAAAUGAUGAUGGUUCCAGAAGAAAGCUCCAACGCCAACGCUGCUGUCGACCCAAGUAAACCACUCCCAUCGCCCGUGUGGAGCAGCGACUUUAUAUCCGUCUGUGCCAGUACUGUAAAUGUGGUCACAAAUGAUACAGAAUACUGGUUGGAAUCUUCGGGUACAGGGCUCAGUUUUGGUGGCACACAACGAGUACCGAGUGGCGUGACUUGGCGAAGCUUGGUGGAUGGAUGGCUCCAACUCGUGGGGGUGGCGAAUGGGUGCGAAGUGCGUGGCAUCAUUCGUUUGGAUCGUUGGCUAGUCCCAGGAGGAGGAAGUCAGCAAAUAAUGGCGUCCCAUGCCGUCCACUCCAUCCUCGUUCCCGUCGACCAAAAGUCUCUUUUUACAAAGAAACUGGAUGGCCAGUGGUUAUCUGUGGAGGAGUUACUGAGUCUUCAAGCCGAGGGGAAGGUUACUUCAGUUGAAGUUGUGGAUACGAUUUUGUCUUUGGAGUUGGGCGAUUUACGAGGGGCCGCACUAGGAACGGAACUGCAUACGAAGGAUAUUUUUCUCGGCCUCGAUCUAAUGAAGCAAAAGCGAUCCGGACUCGAACUUAUCGUUCAGGCUGCACAAAUUGGACAGUCUGAGCAAGAACUUUUAUAUAGAGAUUUUCUUCGAUUUACGCUCCCAUUUUUAGUAAUGGGCCGGAGACAGUUUUCGCGUUUCAUGGCCCAGCUAGGUUGGAUGGAUGAGGGUGUGCUGGGGGAACUGUUUAGAACUUUCGACAUGGGAAAUCGUGGCGGUAUAACGUUCCGUGAUUUGACAUGCGGUCUGGCUGUCAUAGAACCUGGCACUCAGCAUGGUGGGCCGCAAGCCGAAAUAAGAUGCCGUUAUAUAUUUAGAUAUUUUGAUAAGAAUAAUGAUGGACGGCUCGAUUUUUCGGAAUUUCGAAAUAUGGUUGCCUCAAUUCGAAGAGCGAAAGGCCUGGCUGACGAUAUCAACUCGAUUCAAGAUGACGCUGAGAAGAGUGCGGUCGUAUUUGGAGAUACAAUUUCCGAAACGCUUGGACAAACUGAAUUCUUAACAGCUGUGGGACAACUCAAGUUUCGUGGGACGUCACAUCUUCUCCGGUCUCCAACCUCGAUAGUUGCUUAUCUAAAGAAACUUUCAAGUGGUGAUGCUGUUAGUGGUAACGGUAUUGUUUCUGCUGCCACUCCUCCUCCGACCUAUCGGGUAGAAACGAGCACUAGUCAGUCGCAGUCUUUGCUCGGAGACUCUGGCCUUAUCAUUAUGACUGAUGUGCAAGCCGAUUUACAAUCUUAUGAUGUAGCCACGCAUUGUGUUCGUGUUAAGAGAUCUGGUACAAUUCUGGAUAUUCACUCGUUGUGGGAUAUUGAGCAUAGUGGCUUAGCACCUGAUACUCCAGGAAAGAAGAUCUUAAUCGGUGGAGGAGCAAACCGCAUUAAAUCCCUCGAAAACUUCAACCAAACUUCAAAACCAAACGAAAUGUUAAAUGGUUUACGUUAUUUUGAAAGACAGAUUGUGAAUGAUCCCACUGGACAGUUAAAACCUAAACCAGCCUUUGACUGGGGGCUCAUUGAUAGGGCCUCACUGGCCAGAUGUAUCAUCUCUUUAUGUCAACAAGUCACGAAACUAUUCAUGUCUGAGCCUCGGCUAAUUCAACUUUCUUCUCCUGUCUACAUUCUUGGUGACCUACAUGGAAAUUUUCCGUGCCUUUUAAGCUUUGAAAAAGCUUUAUGGCGCCUUGGCCCUUCUCUUACUCCUGCCAGCUUUCUCUUCCUUGGGGACUAUGUGGACCGAGGAGCGUUUAGUAUUGAAGUCAUCGCAUAUCUUUUCUCACAUAAGCUUUCGGCCCAACAAAAAAUUUUUCUUCUCAGAGGUAAUCACGAGAUCCGUGAAGUUCAGCAAAUGUUUUCAUUCUACACGGAAUGUCUCACCAAAUUUGGAGAAGUUCAGGGUAUUGAAGUCUGGAAUGCUGUGAACGAUGCCUUUGAUGCUUUGCCGCUAGCCGCAGUGAUUGAUAAAAAGAUAUUUUGUGCACAUGGAGGAAUUCCUCCACCAUGGAUCGGUCACGGAAUGGUAUCCCCUAUAAAUUCUAUCCCUGUUCCCCUCCCACGUCCAGAGGAACAAAGUAAAUUAUCGUGGGAGUUAAUGUGGAGCGACCCCAUUCACACGGAUUCCUUGACACCAGAGCAGUUGACAGAAUUAUCACUAGAUCAAGGGUUUGCUGAUAACAAACGUCGCGGAACGGGUCAUGUUUUUACUUCCCAGGCUCUAGAAGCUUUCUUGCAAAGAAAUCAUUUUUCUCAUGUGAUCAGAGCCCAUGAGGUUCAACAGGCUGGAUUUAAGGUCCAACUAGAUGGAAAGUUACUGACCGUCUUCUCUUCUUCUAAUUACUGCGGUGGUAGCAACGAGGCAGCGUGCAUUUUAGCCGACAAAUUUAAAUUGAGAACAAUUCGUAUCGACACGACCACGUAAAUUUCUAGUCGCUAAAAUUUGUAACCACAAGGAUUACUAUUUCCCAGGAGUUAAAAUGUAUUUAUACAGAUAUAUAUUUUUUACAACUGUCACAAAGGUAUAAUCACCCACUUUUCAUACUCAAAAUUGUCUUCAUAUAAUUUUCAUACAAAAAAUUGGUACAUAAAAUUGUUCGUAUACAAAAUACCCUUACAUA